Heterocephalus glaber (naked mole-rat) is the source of this 2220-nucleotide messenger RNA. RefSeq names its product protein phosphatase 2 regulatory subunit Balpha (gene Ppp2r2a). The record is from RefSeq and is a predicted model, not a curated record. Gene Ontology annotation, cellular component: protein phosphatase type 2A complex. NCBI's taxonomy places the organism in Eukaryota, Metazoa, Chordata, Mammalia, Rodentia, Bathyergidae. Gene Ontology annotation, molecular function: protein phosphatase regulator activity; protein binding.
UCCCGCCGGCGAUCCGCCCGCCCCUCCUUCCUCCGGCCGGUCCCCGUCCCCGUCCCCCACAGGUGCCAUCCGCCGCCAUCCGCGCCCUCGACCCCCCCAUCCCCAGGUGAGGGGGGUGAGUUCGGGAAGCGGAGACCCCGAGGCACCCAGCAGGGUCACCAUUUGCAGCGCGACAUGGCAGGAGCUGGAGGAGGGAAUGAUAUUCAGUGGUGUUUUUCUCAGGUGAAAGGAGCAGUAGAUGAUGAUGUAGCAGAAGCAGAUAUAAUUUCUACAGUAGAAUUUAAUCAUUCUGGAGAAUUACUAGCAACAGGAGAUAAAGGUGGUAGAGUUGUCAUCUUUCAACAGGAGCAGGAGAACAAAAUCCAGUCUCAUAGCAGAGGAGAAUAUAAUGUUUACAGCACCUUCCAGAGCCAUGAACCAGAAUUUGACUACUUGAAAAGUUUAGAAAUAGAAGAAAAGAUCAACAAAAUUAGAUGGUUACCCCAGAAAAAUGCUGCUCAGUUUUUAUUGUCUACCAAUGAUAAAACAAUAAAAUUAUGGAAAAUCAGUGAAAGGGACAAAAGACCAGAAGGGUAUAACUUGAAAGAAGAGGAUGGAAGGUAUAGAGAUCCUACUACAGUUACUACACUACGAGUGCCAGUCUUCAGGCCCAUGGACCUAAUGGUAGAGGCCAGUCCUCGAAGAAUAUUUGCCAAUGCUCAUACAUACCACAUCAACUCCAUUUCUAUCAAUAGUGAUUAUGAAACUUACUUAUCUGCAGAUGAUUUGCGGAUUAAUCUUUGGCACCUGGAAAUUACAGACAGGAGUUUUAAUAUUGUGGAUAUCAAACCUGCCAACAUGGAAGAGCUCACAGAAGUGAUCACAGCUGCAGAAUUCCAUCCCAACAGCUGUAACACGUUUGUGUACAGCAGCAGUAAAGGAACCAUUCGGCUCUGUGACAUGAGGGCGUCGGCCCUCUGUGAUAGGCACUCUAAACUGUUUGAAGAACCUGAAGACCCCAGUAACCGGUCUUUUUUUUCCGAAAUCAUCUCCUCUAUUUCUGAUGUAAAAUUCAGCCAUAGUGGUCGCUAUAUGAUGACUAGAGAUUAUUUGUCAGUCAAAAUUUGGGAUUUAAAUAUGGAAAACAGGCCUGUGGAAACAUACCAGGUGCAUGAAUACCUCAGAAGUAAACUUUGUUCACUGUAUGAAAAUGACUGCAUAUUUGACAAAUUUGAAUGUUGUUGGAAUGGAUCUGACAGUGUUGUCAUGACUGGAUCUUACAAUAAUUUCUUCAGAAUGUUCGACAGGAACACAAAGCGAGAUAUAACCCUAGAAGCAUCACGAGAAAACAAUAAGCCUCGCACGGUUUUGAAGCCACGCAAAGUCUGUGCAAGCGGCAAGCGAAAGAAAGAUGAAAUAAGUGUUGACAGCCUAGAUUUCAACAAGAAAAUCCUUCAUACAGCCUGGCACCCCAAGGAAAACAUCAUUGCUGUAGCUACUACAAACAAUCUGUAUAUAUUUCAAGACAAAGUGAAUUAGAGGUGGCAUUCCUAGCAGAAGAGCCCACUUCCUCCUUAGUUGAGAUAGUUGAAUCUAGCAUUCAUACUUAUAAGAGAGAGGUCCAUGCGGCACCCCUUCCAGUGUUUGACAGUGUGCCAUUCGACAACACAUGUUUGUAGCUACAUGGAGAAAGCUCUGUGGUUUCCUCACUGUGUUCUCCAUGUCUGCUAGCCAUUUAGGUAAGGGUAGGGCACUUUUAAUUUAAAUGACUUCUUGCACCAUCUUGCCUAAUGGACUAGAUUGGACUGUGUCAACAUUGAUUUACUCCACUUUUUAUGCCUUCCAUUGUGAUGACGUCAAACACAGUGAACGCCUUCAGUCAUGCUAUGGGAUUUAAUUGUGUAUCCUCAUUACUGUAUCAUUUGUGGGGUACACCCCUUCCCCUUUUUUAAAUUAAAUACAGCUCAUUCUUACUGUGGCUUGUAGCAUUCCUCCUCUCUGGCCUCCUGGACUGUCCCCCUCAUCUCUCUUACCCUUGCCCCUUCCACCCAGUCUUGGUGGUGGUAUAUUAUGAAAAACAAACGAAAGCACACAAAAUGAGUGAGUUUGGGGUCAGUGGUAAAGGGGGUGUAUGUUGCGAACAAAUGUUUAAUAACAGUUGGCUGUAAUCCUUGCCAUGUCUGGCAAUGAAAAUAAGGAAAAAAAAACUACUACUGAAUAAAAGUGACAAAGAAUGGAGAA